Messenger RNA from Torulaspora delbrueckii, 552 nucleotides. Its product is annotated as CinA family protein. The coding region runs from base 1 to 552 and encodes 183 amino acids. Lineage: Eukaryota; Fungi; Ascomycota; Saccharomycetes; Saccharomycetales; Saccharomycetaceae. The transcript has a single exon. The record is from RefSeq and is a predicted model, not a curated record.
AUGGUUGCAUUUCCACCGCUAGAGGCUGUUGAGCUGGUGACAGAAAUCUCAGUGAUUUUGAAGCGCAGAGGAGAAACCAUAGCGGUGUGUGAAGCCGCGUGUGGAGGAUUGAUAUCUAGUUACUUGGUUUCAGUGCCAGGAGCGUCCGAAUGGUUCUAUGGAGGGACCAUGGUUUACAGUUUGAAGUCUAGACUGAAAUUGAGUGGGUGGGAUUCGCAGGAUAUUGAUAGUUACACCGGUCCCAGUACUAAUGUAGCGCUAAGAUUAGCGCGGAACUUGAGACUCGAAUUGGGUGCUACGUGGACUCUGAGUGAAACCGGGUAUGCUUCACAGUCACCUCUGGCGGUAGCAAAUGAUCCUGAGGCUGCAAAUAAGACAGGAACCGUGUAUUUUGGUAUUUCUGGUCCCGAUAGAGACCUUUCGAAAGUUUACGCGACAGGAAGUACAGAGAGGUGUCAGAACAUGCAGGCUUUUGCCCUUCAAGGGUUGCAAUUCCUGCUGAGAGAGCUUCGGAGGGGUGAGGAGUCGACGAAGACUCAACAUGGCCAGUAA